AUGAGACCUUCCUCUUCUUCUUCCCUCCUCAGAAGAACUGAAUUGGAUAUGGAUAUGGUGGUGGCGGAAGAAGGUGGUGUAUGGGAUAGCUUAAGAACUGCUUUCCCAGAUGAUUCAAAUGGAAGCAGGAUCUUCUUGACAAGUCGACAUGGUGACGUGGCUUUGAAAAUUAAACCGGAUAGCCAACUUCACCAUCUCCGUCUGCUCAAUGAUGAUGAAAGUUGGGAACUACUGCAGAAGAGCACCUUUUUUGGAGAAGGCUGUCAUCCAGAACUACUCAAACACGGGUUGCCGAUAGCAAAAUAUUGCAAGCGAUUGCCGCUAAUGAUUUUGAUUGUUGGUGGACUUCUUCCAAAUAUAGAGCCGGAUACUUGGAAGGAAGUAGAGGAGAGUUUAGAGAAAGGUACUCUAUUUCUUAUAGAACAAUGCCGGAAGAGUUUAGAGUUGAGGAUUCCUCAGCAAACUGAAAGUGAGUGCUUAGCGGAUGUUGCGAGGAGUUACAUGAUGGAUCUAAUUCAAAGAAAUUUAGUUAUAGUUGGUCAGAAAGGAUCCAGAGCCAAGCAUAUUAUAUCCGUCUUCACUCCUGGCGAGGAGAAGAAUAUGCAGCGCACUCUGCUCAUAGAUGAUCACAGUAGAUGCAGGGCAGAGUACUGGUACAAUGUGUUCUACCGGUUUUGGCAGUCGAAACUUUUAAGAGUUUUGGACCUAAGAACAAUCACCGUAGGAGACUUCUUUCUCAUUGGAGUAGACUUGCUUCUUCACUUAAGGUACUUGGCUUUGAAGAUUCAAGCCGAAGGUGUAACCAUUCCGUCAUCAGUUGCUAAUCUUUCAAGUUUGGAGACUUUUAUUGUUGAUGCAAUACAUGCAAAUUUUUCGCCAUCCCCUAUCAGUACUAUAUGGACUAUGAAAAGAUUGAAGCAUCUGUGCUUGACUAGUUGCGCAUAUCAGAAGUCACAUGACGAGGACCCUGAUUACAGUUCCAAUUCGAAGAUUAAUUUAGAAAGUCUUUCAACCAUACAAUUUUCUUGUGUCCAGGAAAUGAAUGAGGUGCUGAGGAAGUUUCCCAAAAUGUGCAGACUGAACUGCAGUUUCCUCAAUGGAGACACAGAGGACUGCACGACUCUAGCGCUUGACGUUACGAGCCAACUCAAAUCACUCAGCAUCUUUUCAGGUUCCAAAGGAGGAAUUCAGAAUUUGAACUUUGAGUUUCCGCAGAAUCUAAGGAAGCUAACUCUGUCAGGCUUCCGACUUCCAUGGAGUAAGAUUUCUGCAAUUGAUGGAUUACCCCAUCUCGAGGUCCUCAAGUUACUAAAGCAGGCAUUUUCAGGGGAAGAAUGUGAAGCAAAGGAAGGUAAGUUCCGUACACUCAGAUACCUGAAAAUGUCAGACAUGGAUUUAGCCAGGUGGAUAGCUCCAGAGUAUGACAGUUUUCCUUGUCUUGAAAUUAUUAGUAAUGGUAAGAUGCCCGCGAUUGCAGGAAGUCCUGACCAGUUUAGCCAAUGUUUUAACUCUUCAAAUGAUCGGGGUAACUGGCUGCGAAUCUGCCGUUGGCGCGACAGAACAAAUUCGGGAAAUGCAGAUGGAUAUGGGAAAUGA
Oldenlandia corymbosa var. corymbosa is the source of this 1596-nucleotide messenger RNA. Lineage: Eukaryota; Viridiplantae; Streptophyta; Magnoliopsida; Gentianales; Rubiaceae. The record is from the annotation of a GenBank genome assembly.